AUGAUCGCAGGAUCCGACACAACUGGCAUCAGCCUCUCAGCUGUGCUGUACUAUCUACUCAAGAACCCCUCAUGCAUGGACAAGCUACGAGAAGAAGUUGAUACGUUUACUGCCAACGGCCAGAUAUCGACUUAUGUCACUAAUAAAGAGAGCCAGGCAAUGCCGUACCUGCAGGCUGUGAUCAAGGAAGCCUUGCGGUUACAUCCAGCAACUGGGCUACCACUUGAGUGUGUGGGGCCCAAGGAGGGUGCUACUAUUUCCAGGCCUUUCUUCCCAGAGGGUGCGAUUGUCGGGAUCAAUACCUGGGCUGCGCAUAGAGAUCGCGGUGUCUUUGGACAGGAUGCGGAUUCGUUCUCGCCCGAGAGAUGGCUGCAAGAUGAUGAAGAGCGCGUCGCUUUGAUGAAUCGAUUCUGGAUGCCUAUAAGCUUACCCCCCAACCUUUGCAAGCCACUUCGAUCUGGGUCGCACGUCGACUUGCAAUUUUGGCAUUGGAUCUUGUACAUGCAUUGGUCGUUAUAUUUCCAUGCUUGA
Messenger RNA from Fusarium musae, 531 nucleotides. RefSeq lists its product as uncharacterized. The transcript has 2 exons. NCBI's taxonomy places the organism in Eukaryota, Fungi, Ascomycota, Sordariomycetes, Hypocreales, Nectriaceae. Gene Ontology annotation, molecular function: monooxygenase activity; oxidoreductase activity, acting on paired donors, with incorporation or reduction of molecular oxygen; iron ion binding. Bases 1 to 531 code for a protein of 176 amino acids. The record is from RefSeq and is a predicted model, not a curated record.